GUUCGGUUUGUCUUUGAAAUAGCCAAUUGGUCUACUUUGAGGAGCGCUGAUUUUGUUCCCAAACUCUGUCACUCGGAUACCUGCAGUUGUGGGCUCAGGAAGCUCAAACAUUUGUCGCACUGAAAGGUAAAUGAUUGAAAUACUCAAUGCGAUACUCCAAGUUGAGGAAAAGUAUAACUCCCAUGAUCUCGCCCAAAAUACCGACCCAAGAUGUUGAGCUCCUCGCCUCCACCGCCCCACUCUUCAUCCUGCCAAGUCUGCAGAAAAAAAUGUCGCGAUGUCUCCAAAAAGCACGCCUUCUCCAAACAGGUUCAUUCAUCAGUCACAAACAACCUUAAUCAACAACAAUUAACACGUUUGCGGUCAUCUCCCCGAGAGUCUUAUCUUAUCGCAUCGGAAGAUUGUCAAAAUUUUGAUGCCCAGAAAUGCAGAAGGCCCGACAGGUGGGACUUCCCGCGAUGGUACCAUCGCCACUCCACAAGAAAUAUGGACAUUAAAAAUCUCCCUUCCCGCAGUCUUUGAUUUAAAUUCGAGUCAUGAUGCAUAAUAGGUGUGGAAGCCCAUAUUGGAGCAAAGGUUAAACCAACCUUCGACAUUCAAAUAUUGCGACGAGAAAAUCGACGAUGAGUGGUGAACUUGAUCCCAAGUUGGCGGUUGCAGCCAGCGACGACUCUAGCAAUGAGAUCUAUGCGGAGCAAAAGCCAGUAUCAAGAUUUACAAGAUGGUAUCGCAGUCCGCUGUUCAAUGUCAUCAUUGUUGGGUUGAUUUCAUUCACCCAACCCGGUAUCUGGAAUGCAUUGAACAAUACUGGAGCUGGUGGGCAGCAAGAGCCAUACUUGGUCAAUGGUGCUAAUUCUUUGACAUUUGGUAUCAUGGUAUUCGGAUGCCCUCUCUUCGCAAUCCUUUCCAACAAAUUUGGCCUCAGGAAAGUCCUAAUCCUGGGUACCCUCGGCUACGCACCAUACUCUGCUUCGCUGUAUGUGAAUAACAGAUAUGGUGUCGAAUGGUUCGUGUUAUUCGGCGGUGUGACUUGUGGAAUUGCAGCUUCCGCACUCUGGGCAUCCGAGGGAGCGAUUGCUCUGGGCUAUCCGACAGUGAAAGAUCGGGGGAAGUUCACCGGUAUUUGGCUUGGUCUGCGCGAGUUGGGUCAGCUCAUUGGGUCGUCCAUUCAGCUCUCCCUCAACGUCAAGAAGAACCAACGCGGGAAAGUCGGCUACGAAACGUACCUGAUUCUCAUCGGACUUCAAUGCGCCGGUCUCCCACUUGCAUUCCUCAUUUCCCCUCCAGAGAAAGUAAUUCGAGCAGACGGAUCCAGACUCGAAGAUCCCACCAAGAACAAAGCCGUGCUCAAAGAAUUCCGUCGUGCGUGGGCACUUCUCAAAACCAGACGCAUCUUUCUACUCCUUCCAAUUCUGAUUGGGUUCAACUGGAACAGCACCUACCUCAACAUUUACCUUACCAAGUACUUCUCCGUGAGAUCCAGAGCACUUGGUGCAUUGACCUCCGGACUCGCAGCCACUUUCGCGAAUAUCUUCUGGGGAUGGUUUCUGGAUCUGAAGGUGUUCUCUCGACCUAAGGUCGCCAGGAUCGCUUGGUUCUCAUUUGUGGUAAUCAUGUUAUCGCUCUUCGGAUGGCAGAUUUCGAAUCAGAAGAAGUACGAAGACGUUGUGCCCAAGAUAACUCUGGAUUGGGCUACUCCCGGUUUUGGACGAGGCUUUGCUUCAACUGUUUUGUUUCGAUUUAUGAACGAGUCUCACUACAUGUUCGUUUACUGGAUCAUCGGAACCUUCAACAACGAUAUCGAGACUCUCACUCUAAGCGUGGGUAUCGUCCGAGCAUUUGAGUCCUUUGGAUCAGCAGUCUCAUUCGGCUUAGGGGCCGCUCAUGGAGUGUCUCCAAUGGCAAACCUGCUGACUGCAUUUGUGAUGUUCCUCAUUUGCAUUCCAACGACCUCGUUGGUCGUUUUCCAGGUCCCAGAACACCCAACCGAGAAGGAGCAUUUGAUUGAAGAGUCGACUGAAGAUGUUGCGGCGGGCAAGGGGGCCGUUGCUGAACCUGCAAGAGCGACGGAUGUUUAGAGGCUCGUUCGUUUAGAGGAUGUUGGCAAUCUGUGGUAUGCAUGUCGUGACGGCGAAUCCGGCCACUGUAAUUGGAAAAUUGGCAAGGUACGAGCACGCAGCUUUCAGCUGUCAAUGCAGUGAACUCGAUGAGGAUAAGUGAACUGGGUCACUUGAUAUUCAACGAAGCAGCCAAUAAAAUGGUAGGCUAUUGCCUGUAAUUUUUAUUUCCAUUCGCAUGUGCCAAGG
Molecule: messenger RNA, 2306 nt
Organism: Cadophora gregata
Lineage: Eukaryota; Fungi; Ascomycota; Leotiomycetes; Helotiales; Ploettnerulaceae
Exons: 4
Coding region: 624-2078 (484 amino acids)
Biological process (GO): transmembrane transport
Molecular function (GO): transmembrane transporter activity
Source: RefSeq, a predicted model, not a curated record